This is a messenger RNA of Amphiprion ocellaris (clown anemonefish), 1657 nucleotides long. RefSeq names its product HORMA domain containing 1 (gene hormad1). The transcript is spliced from 16 exons. The record is from RefSeq and is a predicted model, not a curated record. The coding region runs from base 169 to 1311 and encodes 380 amino acids. Lineage: Eukaryota; Metazoa; Chordata; Actinopteri; Pomacentridae.
GCUUCCUCCUGGUGAUGCUAUUGCUGCCGGCGAUCAGUUAGCGGGAACCGUUUUAGCUAGCAAACAAAAAUUAGUUUUUAGGAUUUUAAAUACGUCUGUACUGUGUUGUUUCGGUAAAAUAUUAUUUUAUUUCUCCCAUCUUUUUAUGUUGUUUGUUUCACCAAAGAGAUGGCAUGUGCACAGCAAGUGAGAACUUGUCAGGACGCUCAGCUGUGUCCUAAUCAGGUUGUCUCAGAGCAGCAAUCCUUGGUUGUUAUAAAGAAGCUUCUGGCCAUUGCAGUGUCUGGCAUCACAUACCUCAGGGGUAUUUUCCCAGGGAGAGCCUACGGGACCAGAAAUGUGGAAGAUCAGCAAGUGAUGGUCCUUAGAGAGGAGCGCAGCUGUCCUGGUGUCAUUCAGAUUCUUCAGUGGAUGCAGGGAUGUUUUGAUGCCAUUCAGAAGAAAUAUCUGCGGACAGUUAUUAUGUCUAUUUAUACUGACCAAAAGAACCCUCAGAAAGUGACUGAGUUUUACCAGUUUAGGAUCCAGUACACUGCAAAAGGGGCCCAAAUGGAUUUCGAAAGCAACAACAACGACAUGGUGUCAUCAAUGUCGUGUGGAAACACUAAGAAGGCCUGCAUCCUGCUGGUGAGGAAGCUCUACACUCUGAUGCAGAACUUGAAUCCACUGCCAGAUGUUGUCUCUCUCAACAUGAGGCUGGCGUACUAUGAUGAUGUCACUCCUCAGGACUACCAGCCUCCAGGCUUUAGAGAGUCUGAUGGUGACACCAUGGAGUUUGAGCAGGAGCCCAUCAAACUGACCAUGGGUGAGGUUGUCACCCCUUUCCAUGGUAUGAGGCUGGACAUGGUCACAGAAAGAAGGAGACUGGAGCAGGUGGAGGAGAGUAUUCAUGUGACCAAGAAGUGGGUUCAGGAGAUGAACGAGGAUGACAGCCUGAUGCAGAGUCAUGUGAUUGAAGAUGUGAAGAAGCCUGACGAUGAGAGCACCGACCUGGAUAACACUGAGAUCCCGAUGAGCUGCAAUGAGAAGCUCCAUACCUGUGAGGGAGUCAUGGAGACCAUCUGUCCCCCCUGUCAGAUGGACACUCUGGUGAAGACGACGUCCGACAUGGAGGUGGGCCUGAAGAGGACCAGGAGUGGACGAAUCAUCAAGUCUACCACGGAGACAAGGAUUACUGAGAAGAGCAACAAAUCGACAGCUAUGAAGGAAAAAAUGGUUUCUCAAUAUGACAUUCCCAGCAGCCAGGAAACGCCAUCCUCCUCUGCACCUAAGAAGAAACGCAAAUUCAGCGAGCCCAAAGAACACUACUGACCUCACAUCCCACUGCUAACACAGCAGCAGCGCCUUUCUAUCGAUUUACAUUGAUGUUUUUGAAAUUUCACUUUUGAUCACAAGUUACACCGUUUCUCGUUUCUUUGAAGCGAAUCUCACAUCCGUUUGAAGAUGUUUUAACUGCAUCUUGAGUUUGACCUAACUGUAGUUGUGUUUGUUUUACAGUUAGUUGAAUGACACACAUCUCAAAGAAAACCUGCAUGUUAUAAAGUGUUGGAAUACUAAUUUGCAAAAAAGUGUUACUUUUCAAGAGUUAUCCUUGUUUUACUGUUAAUAUUCUCAGUUACUUGUGCAUAAAGCAGGACUGCAAGCUUCAAUAAAAUAC